AUGAGUGGGAAGGUGAGGAUAGCAGGACUAGCCUCCGUGAAUACAUUCACGGUGAGAUUAGUGAUUACCGUUGUGGUUGCUGUGAGCUUACAAAUUAGCAGCGGUCAGCUUCCAUUUGGACAUCUAGGAGGCUUUGGGGGCGGUGUUCACACUAAUGGUGCUCUUCAUGGCAAUUUACCAUCAUUCUCGACAGCAUCUCAUGCGGCAACUAUAUUCUGUGGAACAUGCGCUUACAAAGAUGCAUGCAUUGGAAGCAUUGGAUCUAUGGUCAACAAUCCCAAUGCCAACCCCAAAGACUUUUUCCAAGCUGCAAUACAAUCUAGCAUCUCUCAAGUGAGCACAGUCUUAAAUGUGUCUGGUAGCAUAGCAGCCAGUUCUUCGGGCUCCAAGAAAAUGUUCAUGGAAGAUUGCCAAGAAUUGCUUGGAUUCGCAGUUGAUGAACUCCAUGCUUGCUUUUCGACUGUUGGAGGAACCGACUUGAAUGUCUUCCGCAACAAACAAGCUGAACUCCUCAAUUGGCUGAGCGCUGUCGUAUCUUACCAGCAUACUUGCCUUGAUGGCAUAUUUGACUCUCAACUCAAAACAGAGAUUAUGUCAAAUGGCCUCUCCGCUGCAAACCAGCUUGCAAGCAAUGCCUUGGCGAUUGUCUCCACUAUCGGUGGUAAAGAAGGUGGUUUCGGUUUUAAAUUUACUAAAAACUCACAUGGGGAAUCUACCGUUGGUACUGGUUCUAGACGACUUAAGGAGGUAUAUCAAAGCAAUGGUGAGCCAUCGUGGUUGUCCGGUGAAGAUAGAAAACUAUUGGGUGGCAACAAUGGCAAUGGAAAUUUAACACCUAAUAAAGUUGUAGCUAAGGAUGGGAGUGGAGACUUUAAAACUAUUGGAGAGGCUCUUUCUUCCUAUCCCAAGAACCAUCAAGGUAGAUAUACUAUAUAUGUUAAAGCUGGGAUAUACAACGAGUAUCUAACUGUUACAAAAGAACAAGUCAAUGUGUUUAUCUACGGAGAUGGACCCCGAAAGACGAUCAUCACAGGAAGAAAGAAUUUCAACGAAGGCGUUUCAACCUUUAGAACUGCUACAUUUUCUGCUAUUGGAAAGGGAUUUGUGGCAAAGUCGAUUGGAUUUCAAAACACAGCAGGACCAGAGGGACACCAAGCAGUGGCACUUCGAGUUCAAUCAGACAUGUCUGCAUUUUACAACUGCAGAAUAGAUGGUUACCAGGACAGUUUGUAUGUUCAAACUCAUCGUCAAUUCUACCACAACUGCGUCAUAUCAGGCACAGUUGACUUCAUCUUUGGGGAUGCGGCUGCUGUUAUCCAGAAUUCAUUGAUCAUUGUUAGAAAGCCUGGGAAAAACCAGAAGAAUGCAGUGACUGCCCAAGGGAGAGUUGACCAGUAUGAAAGUACUGGCAUAGUAAUCCAAAACUGUAGGAUUGUCCCUGAACAAAAACUCAUCUCAGAAAGAUUGACUACUCCCACAUACUUAGGUAGGCCAUGGAAAGAAUACUCUAGGACAGUAAUUAUGGAGUCCACAAUCGAGGACUUGAUCCAACCAGCAGGAUGGAUGGAAUGGGAUGGUGACUUUGCUCUUAACACACUCUACUACGCUGAAUAUGCAAAUAGAGGCCCUGGAGCUGCAACCAACCAAAGGGUUAAAUGGAAGGGUUACAAGGUCAUCACUAACAGGAAUGAAGCUAUGCAAUUCACAGCUGGCCAGUUUCUCCAAGGAAACUUGUGGUUAGGAAAUACUGGUGCACCCUUCUUCCUUGGAUUAAAGCACUAA
Molecule: messenger RNA, 1782 nt
Organism: Humulus lupulus (European hop)
Lineage: Eukaryota; Viridiplantae; Streptophyta; Magnoliopsida; Rosales; Cannabaceae
Product: pectinesterase-like
Exons: 3
Coding region: 1-1782 (593 amino acids)
Biological process (GO): cell wall modification
Molecular function (GO): pectinesterase activity; pectinesterase inhibitor activity
Source: RefSeq, a predicted model, not a curated record